Messenger RNA from Loa loa (African eye worm), 303 nucleotides. RefSeq lists its product as hypothetical. The record is from RefSeq and is a predicted model, not a curated record. Lineage: Eukaryota; Metazoa; Nematoda; Chromadorea; Rhabditida; Onchocercidae. The annotation marks the transcript as partial. The transcript has a single exon.
GUAGUGCAUUCAGUACCGAUAUUACGGCCAGUCCUCACAAUGGUUCUAGUUCCACUGCCAGUAUCAGGUCAACAGUUGGUAACGAUACCGGUACCACAUCCUCUACCAGCACUAGCACUGCAAUCAGUACCUGUAGCACGAUCAGUAGCAAUGUUUAUGCUUCAACUAGUCUCUAUUUCUAGGCCAUCUGGCACGACGGGUGUUUCAUGUUGUGUUUGUUGCCAUGCCUGUUUGCGUACAAGAUCAUAUUACACGUUGCACCAUGUUCCUAUGCAUUGGUCGCAGGACGAACAACUGCCAUGA